Cucurbitaria berberidis CBS 394.84 is the source of this 2250-nucleotide messenger RNA. RefSeq lists its product as uncharacterized. Lineage: Eukaryota; Fungi; Ascomycota; Dothideomycetes; Pleosporales; Cucurbitariaceae. Gene Ontology annotation, cellular component: Golgi membrane. The transcript is spliced from 4 exons. The coding region runs from base 1 to 2250 and encodes 749 amino acids. Gene Ontology annotation, biological process: intra-Golgi vesicle-mediated transport. The record is from RefSeq and is a predicted model, not a curated record.
AUGGAGGGCGGAGUGGACCUGGAGGAACGAGGCUCACUGGACGCGGUGCCGGACAGAGAGGACCAGACGGCAGAGGAUACAGCAGAGUCUGGCGAAGAGAACAAAUUCCAGAAGGCCAUCGGAGCAUGGAGGAACAUCGACCUCACCACGCUCAUCCCGCAACUGGAUACCGUUGCCUCAGACCUCGUCGCACACCAACGAGACACGCUCACACAACGGAAGGACCUCGCACAGAAGACGAAGGACUUCAGGAAGCUCGACGAUGCAAGCAAGCUCACUGAUAUCAAGGCACUCUUGAAGUCAUACCAAAACUUCAUUGAUCUCAUAUCGAAUCAGUCCAAGGCCGUACAAGCUGCCUUCUUCCAGGUCUACUCCCCGCUGUCAGAAGCGCCCGACCCAUACCCGCUUCUCGAAGCCUCCGUCGACUCCCUCGUAACCGCCGAAGAGAUCGUACCGAAACUCACCUCCGAGAACGAGCGACUGCAAAAGUCUGUAGUGAGUCUAACCACGCAACUUGACGAUUCCGACAAGAAGCUCGAGGAGGAACGGACUGCGCGCCAAGGCCUCGAAGAUAGCCGGGACAGCAAGAUCAAGGAUAUUGAGUCGACAUGGUCGGCAGUGCUUAGCGAAAAGCAGGGCAACUGGGAAGCCAAGGAGAAAGGCCUAGAAGAAAAAGUAGAAAGUCAAGACCGACUGCUGAAGGAGCUAAAGGCUAGCUAUGAGGUCUCGCAACGACAAGGCAGGGGAGAGGAGGGCGAAGCAACGAGCGGCUCAGGUGCUACAGCUGCGGAACUCGAGAUCGUCAGCUCGGAACUAGAGAGGACGAGCCAUCGUCUCGCUGAAAUCGAAGCGCGGAACGAACAACUGCGCCUGGAGUUGGCUCAGACCGCCUCAGCACAAGCACAGUAUGUCGCUGUUGAAGACGACCCAUCUUUCCUCAGACUGCGGUCCGAGAACUCUUCACUGCUGCGGAAGCUUGAGCGUGCGCGCUUCGAGAAGGAUUCGGACCGGACUCGCCUGGAGACAGAGACUCGAAGCCUGGAGCGCGAAAUCAAGUCUCUCAAGAGCGAGAAGGAGGCAUUGCGUGAAAAGGUUCAUAAAUGGGGUGACUAUGAGAACGUGAAACAGGAACUGGAAGUCUUGAAGUCAAUUGAAUUCGCAACCGGUGAUGACGACGAUGAGGCCACCGAGUUCGCCCUCUCACAGAACGGCGCCGCUGGCAAAGGCAAGGGCGAGACAUUAGAACAGUUACUUCUCGCAAGAAACAAGAAGCUGAGCAACGAGCUCACCGUUCUUCGAGUGUCACAUCAAGACCUCCAAAGCCGCCUUGAGGCCCUCCAAGACGAGCUCUCAAAUACCAACAUGGACUUGGAGAAGUCUAGACAACUCAACGAAACUCUCGAGGCCGAUCUCGAGAAAGUGCAACAAGAAGCCACUAAUGCCUUUGAUCCGUCGGGCGCGUCGGUAGCAGGCACCUAUGUAUCCCGCUAUCCCCAAUCUUCUUUCGGGGGUGGGCGCCGUGGAAGGUCAUCACCCACAUCCUCCAUCAUCUCCGGCUUCGAUAACUCACAAGCCCCAACCCUCGCAUCGCUCCGUGCCGGUGGUGGCGAGCCUGUAGGAGGUGGCUCGGGCAUCCUCCCCAUGGUCACAGCACAGCGCGACCGCUUCAAGAAGCGCAACUCGGAACUCGAAGCCGACCUGCAGAAACUGCAUUCAACCGUCUCAGCCCUCCGUUCGGAAAUUGGCGCGCUACAAAAGGAUAACCUGGACCUCUACGAGAAGACGAGAUACGUGUCAUCCUACAACGCGCAUAGUAGGGGCCCGGCCUCAUCGGCGUCUGCAUAUGGCGCGAAUCCGAAUCCCUCGACCAUCAACGUGGGAGACGGUGGUGGAGGUGGUGGGGCAGUCGAUAAAUACCAAGCAAAGUACGAAUCCAAUCUCUCGCCCUUUGCCGCCUUCCGAGGCCGCGAGUCGGCGCGUGCGAUGAAACGGAUGCAUCUCUUCGAACGCAUAGUCUUACGCGUCACCAAAUUCGUCCUCCAGACGCGCACGAGCCGGAACAUCUUCGCGGCGUAUCUGUUCGGACUGCACUUUAUGGUGUUUUAUAUGUUAUUCUCGUAUGAGAGUGGGCAGAUGGGUGGUGUUAGCAGUGCGAUCGUGGGCGCCGCGGCACCUGGUGGGCCGAUAGCUGCUGGAGCCGACGACCCUACUAUCUGGCAGAAAGAGGGCUUUGAGACGGCAGCGUCGUAG